Messenger RNA from Nicrophorus vespilloides, 625 nucleotides. RefSeq lists its product as uncharacterized. The coding region runs from base 57 to 470 and encodes 137 amino acids. The transcript is spliced from 3 exons. NCBI's taxonomy places the organism in Eukaryota, Metazoa, Arthropoda, Insecta, Coleoptera, Silphidae. The record is from RefSeq and is a predicted model, not a curated record.
GUACAGAUCCAGUGCGGUACGACUCCUAAGAAACGUAUUCAUUUUAACAAUCUACAAUGGCGGACGAACCACAAGUAGUUGUACUGAAUUGGAUCUUUAAUUUAACAAAUUUUCUAAAAUUCUAUAAUAACCACACAUUUACAAGCUCUCAGAUAAGUGAAGAACUACUCCUGCGCAGCACCAGAACCCCAGUCGAUAAUCAAUUCUUUACCGUUAAAAAAUAUCAUCCUAACAUUUAUUUCAAAUGUACGCUGUGCGGCGAGACCAGUUUUUAUUUUGAACAGAUCCAUAAACACUUGAUUAGUAAAUGUCACUUAGUCGAUAUAAACAUUGCCUGUCCGUACUGUUGUUCAAGAUUCAGCUGCACCGAUGAACUGGUAGAACAUAUACUUCAUCAUCUUAAAAAUGACGAAGGCUUGAUCCGCUUAAUGAACGAUAAAACUGUUACACUUAUUGAUAAGUAUCUCUAGUAAAUUGCUGCUUGGAUCCUCGCAAUAACUAAUAUUUUUAAACUGUAUUUUAUUCAACAUUUUGUGCUUUUACUGUGACUGAAAUUGUUUUUUGUAAUUGUUCUAUUUCAAACAAAAAAAUGUUUUAAUAAAGAGAAAAAUACAAGCAAUGAAAA